Columba livia (rock pigeon) is the source of this 1334-nucleotide messenger RNA. RefSeq names its product pyridoxamine 5'-phosphate oxidase (gene PNPO). The coding region runs from base 115 to 804 and encodes 229 amino acids. Gene Ontology annotation, biological process: pyridoxal 5'-phosphate biosynthetic process; pyridoxine biosynthetic process. The record is from RefSeq and is a predicted model, not a curated record. Gene Ontology annotation, molecular function: FMN binding; pyridoxamine phosphate oxidase activity. The transcript has 7 exons. Lineage: Eukaryota; Metazoa; Chordata; Aves; Columbiformes; Columbidae.
GAGAGCGCGCUUCGCCGCUUCCAAUUGGCUGUUGGGGGGGCGUGGCUGUGAUUCGCCCCGCCCCCAGGGUGGCCGCGCGGUUUGGCUCCGCCGGGUCCCGUCGCCGCCGCCGCGAUGGACCUGGGGCCGCUGCGAAAGAGCUACCGGGGGGACGUGGAGGCCUUCGAGGAGCAGCACUUGGCCUCCCGUGACCCCAUCCAGCAGUUCGGGGUCUGGUUCCAGGAGGCCGCGGGGUGUCCGGACAUCGGGGAGCCCAAUGCCAUGUGCUUGGCCACCUGCACCAGGGACGGGAAGCCCUCGGCCCGCAUGGUGCUGCUGAAGGGCUUCGGCCAGGACGGGUUCCGCUUCUUCACCAACCACGAGAGCCGCAAGGGCAAGGAGCUGGACUCCAACCCCUUCGCUUCGCUCGUCUUUUACUGGGAGCCCCUCCACCGACAGGUGCGGAUCGAGGGUUCGGUGCGGCGGCUGCCGGAGGAGGAAUCGGAGCGGUAUUUCCACUCGCGCCCCAGGAGCAGCCAGAUCGGGGCCGUGGUGAGCCAGCAGAGCACCGUCAUCCCCGACCGCCAGUAUUUAAGGCAGAAGAACACGGAGCUGGAGGAGCGGUACCGGGACACCGCGGUGCCGAAGCCGCCGUACUGGGGGGGUUACGUCGUGCAGCCCGAGGUGGUGGAGUUCUGGCAGGGCCAAACCAACCGCCUGCACGACCGCAUCGUGUUCCGGCGCCUGCGGGACGGCACGGCCCCCCCGGGGGACAUGACGCACCGCGGGGAGGGCGAGUGGGUCUUCGAGCGCUUGGCCCCGUGAGGCCACCGGUGCCACCGAUCCGGAGCGUCCCCUGUGCCAAAGCCUGUCCCCUGUGACCCCCGGGGGAUGGGGUGGCCUCGCUGUGUCCCCCUCCCAACACACACUGAGCUCCGGGGGUGCUGAGGGGUCCAGGUCCAGCCCCAAGGACCCUCAGCUCCCCCCGCUGCUCCCUUGGGGGUCCCAGGGACCAUCUGCACAUGGGGAGUGACGGCUCCCAGUGCUGCUCGUGCUUAAUUAAUCAUGUUAAUGACUGUGGAGGAAUCAAGGACCCCAGCGCCCCCCACCCGUGUCCCGCUGUGUCGUGCAUCGUGUUUGAGCCAGAACCGUUUGACAUGCUCGUCUGUGCAAUAACCCAAGUGCCACCCUUCCCUGCGAUAACUUAUUGAAUUGCAGCUUUAUUGUCACCACCGUGUCACCCGUGGCUGGUUGCACCCCGACCCUCAGCCUGCUCCUUUGGGGGUCGGUGGCGCCGCUCCCCGUGUCCCCCCCGCUACCUGAGCUUGGAAAGAAUAAAUCCCGAUCAGCACGAA